Molecule: messenger RNA, 429 nt
Organism: Mycena citricolor
Lineage: Eukaryota; Fungi; Basidiomycota; Agaricomycetes; Agaricales; Mycenaceae
Source: the annotation of a GenBank genome assembly
CCUGCGUCCAUCUGCGUAUAACUGUUUGACCCAAUCUCUAUGACUAAUCUUACGUGACCUACAGAUAGUCAAGCGCCCAUUCGAUGACUUGGACUGACCUUCAAGAACAAAGGCCUAUCCAGCCCGUCAUCGUGUGGCUUCCCCCGUCAGAGCCCGGUGUCUCGGAUCCGGACGCGACCUCGAUUGUAUGCCAACGGACACAUGCGGGUUACACGAUAGAAUUGAUCUUGAACUUCAAGUUGGGCCCCAGAUAUCCAGCGCGACCUUCAAGAUCUCAAGAGGCGAACCCACGGGCAGGACUGAGUAUGCAAAUAAGUAGAUUGUGUCGGCGGCAUCGUCACAGGUCGUGUCGGAAGCCGCUCAGGUCGGCAGCCGAGGUCGAAAUACGAAGUUCCUCUCACGGAAGGUAGAUAGGCCCCAGGAAGGCUG